GAUAACACAUCUACUACACAACUUACACCAGUAACGCAAUCAAUUAGUCAAGAAUGGGAAAACCACAUUCUCCAAAAAGUUUACACAUUGCGUUAUUCCCCUUCAUGUCCAAAGGCCACACUAUCCCUCUCCUACACUUAACCAAACUCAUACACAACCACCGUCCUCACGCCACCUUCACCGUCUUCACCACCCCAGCUAACGAACCCUUCAUCUCGUCCUCCCUUUCGACGCUUUCCCCUAACACCGUCACCAUUAUCUCUCUUCCUUUCUCGGCGCUUAACAACGACGGUAUUAUUCCACCUGGUAUUGAAAGUACCGAUCAACUCCCUUCUAUGUCUCUCUUCCAUUCUUUCGCAUUUUCCACUAAAAACCUCCAACCUCACUUCGAAACCGCCCUCGAAAACAUUAAAAAAGGAAACAAUCCCAUUACUUUCCUCAUUUCUGACGCCUUCCUUUACUGGACUCAAGAAUCAGCUUCCAAGUUCAACCUCCUCAGAUUAGUGUUCUAUGGUAUGAGUUCAUAUGUUCAUGCUAUUUGUGGCGCGGUGUUCGGAAACAAGCUUUUUUCCGGGGUGGAAGACGGCGAUUUGACGAUCCAAGUGCCGGAUUUCCCUUGGAUUAGUGUCAAAAAACAUGAUUUUGAUAGCUUUUUUCAUUUAAAUGAUCCUCAAGACCCAAGGGUAGAUUUUCUUAUCAAGGUCCAAACCGCCACUUCAAUGAGCUUUGGUACGGUGGUUAAUAGUUUCGUUGAACUUGAACAACCAUUUGUUCACUACGUAAACUCAAACCUACUACGUAAAUCUUGGUGUGUUGGGCCACUUUGCUUGGCCCAGAACCCAACGUUAGAGAGUCCGGAGAAACCGCCUUAUUGGAUCGAGUGGUUGGAUAAAAAUAUGGCAAAUCAAGAUCAAAAAAACCCUAUUUUGUACAUAGCGUUUGGAUCACAAGCUGAGAUAUCUAGCGAACAACUGAAGGAGAUCAUGACUGGGCUCGAGGAUUCGAAAGCGGGUUUCUUAUGGGCUUUAAGGAUAAAACCUAGCCAACAAAAAGUUGUGGAAGGUUUUGAAGAAAAGGUAAAAGAGAGAGGGUUGGUUGUAAAAGAAUGGGUAGGGCAAAGGGAGAUACUUGAGCAUGAGAGUGUACAAGGGUUUUUAAGUCAUUGUGGUUGGAACUCGACGAUAGAGACCAUUUGCGCGGGUGUACCGAUCUUAGCUUGGCCGAUGAUGGCGGAUCAACACUUGAACUCGAAAAUGGUGGCGGAGGAGAUUGGAGUUGGAUUAAGAGUUGAGAUUGUAGAUGGGUUUGUUAAGUGGGAUGGUUUGAGUAAAAUGGUGAAGGUAUUAAUGGAAGGGGAAAUGGGGAAAGUUGUGAGGAAGAAGGUAAAGGAGUUGAGUGAGGUUGCUAAGAAAUCUGUUGAAGAGGGUGGAUCAUCUUGGUCUAAUGUGGAAACCUUGUUGAAUGAGACGUUAGAGAUGGGGAAAACCAAAAUUAUUGACAUCAAGGAGGAGAACUAAAUAUUUGUUUAGUUCCUUAAUCCAAGUUAUUUUGGGAAUUUAAUGCAUGUAAUGUAAUAUUAAUGGCGACAGUUCACCUUUGCCAAUGUAAUGUUUGGUCAUUAAUAAUCUCUAAUUUUGUAUUCAUAAAAAUUAUAAAAAGUUGAUAUUCCGAAAGUACA
This is a messenger RNA of Spinacia oleracea (spinach), 1678 nucleotides long. Its product is annotated as UDP-glycosyltransferase 90A1. The transcript has a single exon. Bases 54 to 1517 code for a protein of 487 amino acids. NCBI's taxonomy places the organism in Eukaryota, Viridiplantae, Streptophyta, Magnoliopsida, Caryophyllales, Amaranthaceae. Gene Ontology annotation, molecular function: UDP-glucosyltransferase activity. The record is from RefSeq and is a predicted model, not a curated record.